Molecule: messenger RNA, 1343 nt
Organism: Haliotis rufescens (red abalone)
Lineage: Eukaryota; Metazoa; Mollusca; Gastropoda; Lepetellida; Haliotidae
Exons: 2
Coding region: 153-821 (222 amino acids)
Biological process (GO): signal transduction
Molecular function (GO): protein binding
Source: RefSeq, a predicted model, not a curated record
UGUUUCAGCGCCUGUGGAACCAGAAGUACCCCCAAAAAACAUGGCAGGGUGACCAAACCUCAGGGAAUUUUUUUUAUAAUACUUACAAACCCAAAGGAUUAAACGGACGAUAUGAUGAUAUUAUAAAAAAUGGUAAGUUAGAUGGAUGGGACAUGACAGUUCUGUGCCGAGCAUUUAUUGACUACUCCCUUAUUGACAGGAAGUACAGUGACAAAGUCAAGAUCUUGAGAGACUUACGGAACACAUAUGCUCAUAUCCCAAAUUCAUCCAGAAAACAAGGCGACUAUGAGAAUGAUAUAGCUGAAAUUAGGGAGGUUUUCAAGAAACUGUGUCUGAGCGAAGAAACCUUGAAUGAAGCAGAGAGCAUCACCCCAGACGAUAUGGAGCGUCGAGAGCUGCUGAGUCUGAUAGAGACCCUGAGAAAGGAACAGGCAGAGUUUAGUGAGGAAGUCCUGAAAAGACUUCCCGAACAUGGUGAAGACCAACCAGAUCAACAGGACCCUUCAAUUCCUGAAUGGUUCCAGUCGGUGCCUCGUGACAAAAAACAACGGAUUGUCACUGAAAUAUUCUUCGGAAGGGUUGAAGACCACAUCGGGGCUGACUGGGAUGCGAUAGCAGUAGAAAUGGACAUCCCCAAACCAAAGCGAGAAAAAUACCAAGGAUCUAUCCGACGUCAAAUGAUGGACGCAUUCACCACAUGGAAACAGAAGAACUCACGUCAAGCUACGAUUGUAUCAUUUAUCCAAAUCUUGUGGCAGUGCAAUGACCGGUGCACCAUCGACUGGGAAGGUGUCGAGAGGGUGGUGAGGGGGGAUUGGUAACUGUCUCUAUGACAGUGCAGACUGUAAGGACAUAUAACAUUUAUGGAUUAAAAAGUUCUUCUUUCUAAUGAUGCCAUAGGACUACUUCUUGUCCCUUUACAUUCAACUGAUGUAGGUGCAAAAUAUAGUCGUUAUAAAGAAGUUGAAGAAGGUGGUAAGGGGGGAUUGGUAACUGUUUCUUGAACUGUGAACCCUGUGAGGACACACUACUGUUAUGGAUAACUAUCUUCAUUCCACUGAUGUUACUGGAAUACUUUUUGCCCCUUCACCAUUCAACUGAUAGUGCAAACUGUAGAGCAGUAUGAAUGCUGCCUUCUUCUCACACAAUUCAAUUUCUGUGUGUGACCUAUUUUUUAGCAUUUGUUCAUUUCCUCUCAACAACAUUUCUACUACGACGGAACCCGUGAAGAUCCUGAGUAGAAUAGUUCUUCGGCAACCCAUACUUGCCGUAAAAUGCGGCUAUGCUUGUCGUAAGAGGCUAGGCGACUAACGGGAUCGGGUGGUCAGGCUCGCUGACUUGGU